GCCUGUUCCCGGAUCACGUGACUUCCAUCAAAACAAACCUCGCGAGCCAGAUUACAAUGGUAAGAGGUCAGUGAGUGAAACUUUUAAAGGCAUUGGAAAAUUUAGAAAUCACGCAGCUGGUUUUAUGAUGAACACUGCAUUGAAGCACUGGAAAGAGGCGGCCACGCUCAUUUUAGCUGCAGGACACGUGCGUGGCGCGGACCGUUUAUCGUUAACGGCAUCGCCGGCAGGGGAAAGCAGCUGUGGACGGUCACAUCUGCCCCACAAGACCCUCUUUGAUUACGACGUUUUGCUUCUUAAAAGAAGCGGUAAAAGUGGAUUCAUGCCCAAUGCCUAUGUGUUUCCUGGGGGUAUGAUGGACGUGUCGGACUUCUCCAGUGAGUGGCUGGACAUUUUCAAAUCUUUCACCAGCUCCCCCAAUUUUGGGUUGAGAAGUGUCAAACAGCCUCUGGAGACCAGACCCCCCAUCUUUGCUACAGACCGACUGAAACUGGGCUCUCCCAUCCCGGGAGAGGUCGCCCUCCGGAUCUGCGCGGUGAGGGAAACGUUUGAGGAAUCUGGUGUGCUGCUAGUUGCGUCUAAAAUAAAGGAGAACAAAUUGUUAAAAAGCAUACAGGAGUUUGGUUGCAUUGAGCAUUACGAAGUGAAUGAUCUGUGCAGCAGUGAGCUCACCAAGUGGAGGGUUCUGGUAAACCAGAAUCCCUCCAACUUCAUCAGGAUGUGCAGAGAGCUACAGGUGCUGCCUAACAUCUGGGCUUUACACGAGUGGAGCAACUGGCUGACUCCCGCAGGCCGAUAUGGGACGACGAGGUUUGACACAGCUUUCUUCAUCUGCUGCUUGCAGGAGAUCCCGUAUACACUACAAGAUGAGAAGGAAAUCGAGUGUUUUCAGUGGUCCAGACCCUCAGAGGUCCUGCAGAGCUACCAGGCACGAGAAUUGUGGAUUCCACCUCCACAGUUCUAUGAGCUCAGCCGCAUGUGCCGCUUCCCUUUACUGAAUGACCUCCACAACUUCGCCAGCCAGCGUGCCACAGAGGGUUGUGAGCGGUGGUUGCCUGUUGUCGUAUCAAAAGAUAAACACCACAUGUCGGUGCUGCCAGGUGAUAAAGUUUAUCCAGUGGAUACUUCAGGAGAGUCAGAGGUUGCAAAAAAUACAGGCUCUCAGUCAAAGGAUCCUCAGAAUGCCCCCCCCCUGCACCGCAUGGUGAUGUCAGAUCCGUACACUAUAAGUCUGCAAAUCACAAUCACUCCAAAGUACAACCAUGUGCUCCCUGUUGUGCAACCAGCAGUGUCCUGUGACUCAGAAAGUCAGCUUUGACAAGCCCUAUAGCUCCUUCUGCUCCUGUGCAUGUAAAAUUUAAAAAAAGAGGCAAAUUUACUGUGAAAUCUUUUAUAUUAAACAGUUUUAUUGGCAGCAGCAGUCUGCUGUACUGCUUAUAUUGCUUUAGAUUGUUUUCUUUUGUUUGGUUUGUUUGUUUUUGACAAACUUUGAUCUGUUAUCCUUCAUCUGACUGUAUUCUUGAUUAUGUCACAGUCAUUACCAUAGAGAUGCGUGUAUGGGCUUGUAAGAUGUGUCUGCCAGCACCAGAUGAGCAUUUUAAUUAUUUGUCAGUUCCAUCACUGUAUAUUUUACUAUGUUAAUUUUAAUAAUAAGUAAUAAGAAAUUACUUACUGCUUUGAGUGUUAAUGUUGUUCAGAUGGUCUUGUUUAGGAUAAAUUCCUAAUAGAUUAUGCUAGAAGACAAACACGAAUAAAGGACAUUCAGUCUGCAACUCAAGGCAAACUUUGCAAGACCUGAUAGACAGCUCAUUUAAAUAUUGGGAGUUAGUCUGUUUUUACAGUACAGCAGGAAAGAAAAGUAGUUUCAGAAUUUUAAUAUGCAUUUUAAAUAUUAGAUCACAAUUAUGGUUAUCAUCAGCAUAAGAUAAGAAAUUUUGUUGUGAAAAACCUGCAGUUAAUUAACUAAUUAACUAGUAUGUUAAGAAAAUGUGAAGCACUUACAACAACCCAAACCACUUGAAGAUCAGCUGCAAAUGUAGCAAGUUAGGAUUUUUAAUUGUGUAUAGACCUUCUGCCUACACAGACAUACAUAGAUUAAGAGCUCAGUUACCCCUGAGAAAUGUGGCAGUCGGGUUGUUUUUGUUCUUGAGCAGGUCAAAGGGAUUUGAUCAAUGGUUCUUAUUAUAAAAUACACUAUAUUACCAAAAAUAUUCACUCAUCUGCCUUCACAUGCAUAUGAACUUGAGUGACAUCCCAUUCUUAAUUCAUAUCAUUUAAUAUGAUGUUGGCCCACCCUUUGCAGUUAUAACAGCUUCAACUCUUCUGGGACGCCUUUGCACCAGGUUUAGGAGUGUGUUUAUGGGAAUUUUUGACCAUUCUGUCACAGUGCCAUCCUGGCAUUUACUGAGCUUCUGAGAGCGACCCAUUCUUCCACAAAUGUUUGUAGAACAUUUACUGAACAGUUUGCAUGCCUAGGUGCUUGUUUGUUUUUUCACAUCUGUGGCCAGGGAAGUGGAUGAUUUGGGUGGAUGAGUGAAUACUUUUCGCUCAUCGUGUAGAUUGAUGACAACAGUAAGUUUAACAAAAAUUUUAAUGAAAUCUGUCAAACCUGAUGAAUUUAAAUAACCAUCUAAGUCUGAUACAAACUUUCAUUUAAAAAGUAGUCACUAUAUUGUGACCAGGUUUAGCUUAUAACUACAGAAACAGGCUGACUAAACAUAUUCACUUAAAUGACUUGUGUUGUGAGGAUAAUAAUCUGUUAACAGUCAUAUUGUUGGGAUUGAACAAAAAAGGUUUAGGAUAAGGUUAGGGUGAGUCUGCUGGAAAAUCUAAUGAAAAAAUGUGUGUGUGUGUGUGUGUGUGUGGGGGGCCUUCCCUGUUUUUAGGAGUGGUGAAAGCUCUGUGGGUGUUUUCCCUGCUCAGUGCAGUGUCCUUCAUGGUAAAUUAAUGCCUUAUAAGAUAUUUUGUGUGAAAUGGGUCAUACAGGAUGUCAGCAAUUUCUAAAUAAA
Messenger RNA from Archocentrus centrarchus (flier cichlid), 3008 nucleotides. It is a transcript of the gene nudt19, whose product is annotated as nudix (nucleoside diphosphate linked moiety X)-type motif 19. Gene Ontology annotation, molecular function: hydrolase activity, acting on acid anhydrides, in phosphorus-containing anhydrides. The record is from RefSeq and is a predicted model, not a curated record. The transcript has 3 exons. Lineage: Eukaryota; Metazoa; Chordata; Actinopteri; Cichliformes; Cichlidae. Gene Ontology annotation, cellular component: mitochondrion. Bases 125 to 1318 code for a protein of 397 amino acids.